AUGUCGGGGGCAAUUCAAUUGGAAAACGAGAAAGUUACGUGUGGUGUUUUGAAACCUUCUCCCAACACAAAUCAUCCAGAUCCCGAAGAUCCUGCAAAGGUAUUUGUAAAAUUUUACCUAGAGCACAAUGAACACCUUCUAGGGAUGUCAGAAAACCAAUUCGAUAAAGGCUACUCUCUUGCGCUGAGGUGCUACAGUGGUAGAAUCAACGACAAGUACAAUAGCGUGACACAGGACAGGGGAGAUGUGUAUUCCCCCCCGUAUGAACCGAUGCCAGCAUCCUGCGGAGAGCGAAAGUUGACUGUGCGGCUACUGUGCCGAGGUGUGACAGGACGUGACAAAAUGUUGCAGAUUAGAGAGUAG
Messenger RNA from Suillus clintonianus, 363 nucleotides. RefSeq lists its product as uncharacterized. The record is from RefSeq and is a predicted model, not a curated record. The transcript is spliced from 3 exons. Lineage: Eukaryota; Fungi; Basidiomycota; Agaricomycetes; Boletales; Suillaceae. The coding region runs from base 1 to 363 and encodes 120 amino acids.